This is a messenger RNA of Oncorhynchus kisutch (coho salmon), 6753 nucleotides long. RefSeq names its product RIMS-binding protein 2. The transcript has 23 exons. Bases 370 to 4599 code for a protein of 1409 amino acids. The record is from RefSeq and is a predicted model, not a curated record. Gene Ontology annotation, molecular function: protein binding. Gene Ontology annotation, biological process: neuromuscular synaptic transmission. NCBI's taxonomy places the organism in Eukaryota, Metazoa, Chordata, Actinopteri, Salmoniformes, Salmonidae.
AAAAGCUGACCUGGCUCCAGCGGCUCCUCCUGUCAUUGUAGUGCUGUGAUACCAUAAUCCCCCUGCUCCCUCUUAUGUAAUGGACUGGAGAACACAUUAAUAAUCCCAGCCUGCCUCUGUCUCUGUACACACACACACACACACACACACGCAUACACAGUCAGUCAGUCAAUGAGUGGGCGCAGCGAGCAGCAGAAGCGGCCUGUUGUGGGGAUAGCCAGGGAGCUCUGGAUGCAUGGCAGCAGCACUGGUAAACUAUGGACAGGUAUCUGUAUUACAGGGAGGUGAAAGGCUUGAGCACCAGGUCAUUGGAUUUACACCUAAUCCAGGGAUGAAGCCGUAUUGUGUUUGUAAUACUGCCAGGACAUCAUGCGAGGUCAUAGGUCAAGUGACAUUGAGGAGCUUCUGAGACAGUCUCACUCAGAGCUGCUGUGGAUCCAGAGACAGCUGUCAAUCAUCGCUGCCAGGAACUCCCAUCACCUGCAGGUCCAAGGGAAGCUGAGACAUGAGGUUACUCCCCUGCACUCCACAGUUCUUUCAUCCCACAACGUCAGCCUCUUCCGCCUUCUGGAGGAUAGAAACCGAGCCCUAAAGCUUGAGGUGGCUACCCUUCGCCAGGAGAAACAGCAGUACAGAACACUGAAAACUAAGCUCCAGGAUGCGUUGCAGGAGAAAAAUCGCCUGAACCUUGAGUUGUCCAGCCACAACCUGAAGGUAUCCAAGUAUGACCAGGUAAGGUCAGAAUAUGAGCAACUUAGACACACCUAUAGCACUGUGAGUCAGGAGAGAGACUUGGCUCAAGAGGAGAGGAAACAGCUCCAAGGCAAACUGGAGAACCUCGAGCAGGUACUCAAGCAUAUGCGAGAGGCUGCAGAGAGGAGGCAGCAGUUGGAAGAGGAGCAUGAGCAGGCCCUGGCUGUCCUCACCACCAAGCAGCAGGAGAUUCACCUUCUGCAGAGGGCUCAGGUUAAAGCUGAGAAAGAGCAUGAGGGAGCGGUCCACCUGUUAGAGGUCAAGGUUCGCGACCUGGAGCUGAAAUGCAGGUCACAGACUGAACAGUUUGGCCAGCUGUCCAAGGACCUGGAGGAUUUCCGUCUGGAAGCGGAUACUGUAGACAUACUCAGCACUGAGCCUUUCUCCAAACACAACGUUCCCUUUUGCCCAGAAAAUAAACUCUCCCAAAUCCUCAACGGACUGGCAGCCCAGGCAGGGAAAGGCGAUGAGAGCUCGGCAAACACUCGGCUGAUAUCCAAGUUCCUCCGCCCACUGCAGAUCGGAGACAGAGACAGGCCGGAGCUGCUGUCUGUCAAACCCUCCGCCGUGACAACGAGCUGCCCCAGCAGCCCGCGACGGGCUACUCCCUCAGAGAUGGAGGAUGAGAUCCGUCGUGCACCCAGGUCCAAACCUCGCUACACUGGCACAGUCCGUCUAUGCACUGCCCGCUACAGUUACAACCCUUAUGAUGGGCCUAAUGAGCACCCAGAGGCAGAGCUCCCCCUGGUGGCUGGGAAGUACCUGUAUGUGUACGGCACGAUGGAUGACGACGGCUUCUACGAAGGGGAGCUGCUGGAUGGCCAGCGAGGACUGGUCCCCUCCAACUUUGUGGAGUUUGUCCAAGACAAGGAGAAACCAUCCAUCCAGCCAGGGGACACAGGGGAGGACCUGGGCUCUCUGGACAAUACCUCCCUGGGCCUAAUGGGGGCCGAUGGAGGGCCCCCUCAGGAUGGGCUCCUGGGCUCCACCAACCCACUGGGCCCCUGCAGCAACGGCACAGGCCCCCUGGACCCUGAGGAUCUGUCUGAUGACAUUGUGCCUUACCCCCGGAGGAUCACCCUAAUCAAGCAGUUGGCCCGUAGCGUCAUUGUGGCCUGGGAGCCCCCCAUGGUGACUCUGGGCUGGGGAAACAUCAGCUGCUACAACGUGUUGGUGGAUGGUGAGGUGCGUGCCAGCGUGCCCUACGGGGGCAGGACCAAGUCUUUGUUGGAGAAGCUGGAUCUGGACACGUAUACGCACCGCGUGUCCGUGCAGAGUGUGACAGACAGGGGACUGUCGGACGAGUUACGCUGCACCCUGAUGGUGGGAGCCAACGUGGUGGUCGCGCCAUAUGGCCUGCGUGUGGACGACAUCCUGCGCGACUCGGCCGAGCUCUCCUGGUUGCCCAGCAACAGUAACUAUGGGCACACGGUGUUCCUGGAUGGGGCGGAGCAUGCGGUGGUGCGGCCGGGGAGGUACAGGCUGCGCUUCGUCAACCUCAAGGCCAUGACGGUGUACAAGGUGAGGGUGGUGGCCCGGCCACACCAGGUGCCAUGGCAACUGCUCAUGGAGCAGAGGGAGAAGAAGGAGACUGCUGUGGAGUUCUGCACACAAGCUGCUGGCCCCCCAUUACCCCCUCAGGAGGUGCAGGUGCAGUGUGGCCAGGCUCCAGGGGUCCUGCAGGUGCGCUGGAAGCCCCCUGUCCUCUCACCCACCGGAACCUCCAAUGGAGCCAGCGUCAUCGGAUAUGCAGUCUGCACUAAAGGACAGAGGAUAGCGGAGGUGUUGUACCCCCUGGCUGACUAUGUAACAGUGGAGCUGAACAGGAUCCAGUGUCUGGAGGCCAGGGAGGUCAUCGUCAGGACAUUGUCAGCACAGGGAGAGUCCCAGGACUCCCAAGUCGCCCCCAUUCCAAACAACCUACUGGUGCCUCUUCCUCACAAUGCCCCCCUGUCCCCUCCGCACCUACACGCAGGGCCCCCUCCACCUCACCCCCAUGCCCCCCCACCCCACCUCCAGUCACCUCACCUCCCCCACCCCCAACUACCCAUGCCUCACCCCCAGCCUCUCUCACCCCUGCCUCACAGACAACCCCUCCCUAACCACCCUCCUCACCCUCAACCCCAGACACACCUCCAACCCCUGCAACCUCAUCCUGUCUCCCAGCCCCAGACUCACCAACAGACUCACCCCCCUCACCCUGGUGGUCCUCCACAGCCACUGCACCUCCAGCCUCACCCACCUCACCCAAUGCCCCAGCACCGCCUACCCCUGCUGCCUCAUCCCCCCCCUCAGCUCCACCAGAGACCAGUUAGUGCCAGAGACCUGAAACCGAAAGAGCAGGUGGCUCACCAUGGGGGAAUCCCCAGCCAGCCCUGGGACCCUACCUGCUCCCCCUCCGGCCAGCCUCCUCCUACCCCCAUGCAUGGACACACCCUGGAGGCGCCCCCCUCUGUUAACCUGCGCUCGCCCUCCCCCCAGAGGAUCCUGCCCCAGCCCAGGGGCACCCCCAUCCCAGACCAAAUGGCCAAAGCCAUCGCCCGCAAGGCAGCACAGAGGGUGGCUGCAGAGAGUGGCAGAAUGGAGAGGAGAGUCAUCUACAAUGAGCAGUGUCAGGCCUUCCACCAACAGAACUCAGACGAGGAGGAGGAGGAUGAGGAAGGGUAUGGUCGAAGCCGCAGGAGACAGGGGGCCUCAGUGGAUGAGUUUCUCAGAGGGUCCGAGCUGGGCAGGCCGGCCCACUACAGCCACAGUGAGGAGUACCACAGUGACAGCAGCCGGGGCUCUGACCUUUCUGACAUCAUGGAGGAGGAUGAAGAGGAGCUCUACUCUGAGAUGCAGCUGGAGGAGGGACGACGACGCAACUCCCACAAUGCACUCAAGAUUGGGAACACCCUCUCUGGGGGUCGGCUGGAUCGGGAGACGGGGAGAAGAAUGCCCCGAGACGGUCCACAGCCCCAGAGACGCCCUCUCAUGGUGCCCUCCAUUGAGGGAUACAGGGACCGGGAACGCCGCUCCCCUCCUAACUACGAUGAGUCGGAACCAGAGGAAUCUUUCCGGAUCUUUGUGGCUCUGUUUGACUACGACCCCCUGUCCAUGUCUCCCAACCCGGACGCAGCAGAUGAGGAACUGCCCUUCAAAGAGGGCCAGAUCAUUAGGGUAUAUGGUGAUAAGGACACAGAUGGUUUCUACCGAGGGGAGAUCAGGGGAGGCAGGAUGGGGCUCUUGCCCUGCAACAUGGUGUCAGAGAUCAGGGCUGAGGACGAGGAGACCAUGGACCAGCUCAUCAAGCAGGGCUUCCUCCCGCUCAACACACCAGUGGAUAAAGUAGGAAUAGGGCAGGACAGACGAGGCUUCCGCCAGCACCAGGCCACCAGGAGGAUGGUGGCCCUCUACGACUAUGACCCCAGAGAGAGCUCCCCCAAUGUGGACGUGGAGGCUGAGCUGACCUUCUGUGCUGGUGACAUCAUCUCUGUAUUUGGAGAGAUUGAUGAAGACGGGUUCUACUAUGGUGAAAUCAAUGGCCACCGCGGCCUCGUUCCCUCUAAUUUUCUAGAAGAAGUGCCUGACGACGUGGAGGUGUACCUGACGGACACUCCGUCUCGCUAUGCCCAGGACGAGCCCGCCAACCGGGCCGAGGCCAAAAGGGUAGCCAUGGAUACCACAGAGAGUACGGCCCCGCCUGUCCGAGCAGCGUCCCCCACAGUGCGUCCCCUGUGUCCUCCAGGCACCAUGCGGCCCAUCAGCCCCGCCAGGGGCCCCAGGGACCCCCGGGACAACAUAAAGAAAAAGGGACUGCUUUCCAAGGGGAAGAAACUGCUCAAGAGACUCUCUCCGGUAAAAUAAACUGUCCCCAGCUGACCCCAGAAAAGAUGCUGGGCCCAGUAUUGUAAAUUGCAUACAGUACACACAAUCAAAUCAGCCGAAUCUACAGCACACAACUACAAUGGCUACGUGUUCGUAUGUAUUACAGGACAAUAUAUGUGAGCCUAAUCUAAUAUAGUCAGUGAUACAACAUUCAUGUUCUAGUGAUGAAUACACAUAUUUACGUACAUAUACUCAGUGCCAAAUUCAAUGAGAACUUAUACAUACUGUAUAACUGUGAUAUAUUUGAGGUGGAGGAAAAAAAUAGGAGUAUAAACUAGGACUUUCAUUACAUUUUACCACUGUUUUCUUUAAUCAAAUGGUUAUUAAGGGACUUUGGAAAUCAGGACAAUGCUGAUAAUGCAUUUGUGUGCAUUUGUUGUAGGGUAACAACAGAGUAGCCUAUUCUUUUUUGUUACAACUAGAGCUGGUUUCCAUGGCAAUUGUGCCAAUAUAAGGUCUCUAAGAUACAUGGCGUGGCAAAAACAAGUUGUUGUGAUAGUCAGAUGUCAAUACUAGGAGACAGACCAUACUCCUGGAACACUAGAGCAACAACUCAACGACACUGUUAUUGAUGGCAUUCUGUCAGUAAUGCUGGCUGCUAACACAGAGGCUUUAUUCAGUGCAAUAUAUCACGGACAGGAGGGUGACAAAUGGUUGAAUCACUCACAGAACCUAGAAGUCUGCAGGGUGGUUGGCCACAGAGCAUUACAGCAAGGAGAGGAAGCUACAUUGGGUAAGACGUUUGAACCAUCUCAGUGGCCUUUAUGACAACAAUAUGAGCAUGACAUUCCUCGUUUUCUAUGGUUGAACAAGGUUGUUUUUAAACUAACACUAGUCUGCCAAGAACCCCUGCUGCAUCUCUGCAGCUUUGUUUGAUCAACAAAAAAAAGACGGUUAUAAAUAACCUUCUGUGUUUGCCUUCCAAUUGCACAAAGGGGUAUGUUUUGUCUGAUGAAUGGAAAAGCACUGUUGUGUGUGUGGGUGUAGGUGUAGGCUGUGUGUGUGCUCAGUGUGCAUUCAUGUCUGUGCGUUCUUUUUUUUUCCCCAAAAAAAAAGAGGACACGUGGUUAGGAGUCAUGUGAUCUUAGUGGUGUGCCGCUAACUACAUUGCCGGUGUAAUGUUCAGUAAUGUUCAGUUCUGAGGGUUGUGUUACCCACUCAGCCAAGAUGUCUAGGUGUGUGCCCUCAAGAUUCUGCACCGUUUACUUGUUUACACUCUUAUAGACCUAUUGGCAAGAGAAAGGGAGGGAUGACCUACAUACUGUACCUACAACCUCUAAACCAGUACAUGUGGCUUAUGGGCUAAAUGAGGGCUAAAUAAAGGAUGCAUCCAGCUGAUUGUCAUUUACUGGGGAGGCUGUUAUAGCCGCUAGACAAACAUUGUCCUGUAUUUUUGACAGCUUUUAAAGCCCUAUGUUAACCCAUUUUCAUAACCCAUGAUCCCAUUCUGUAAGAGUUUAGCAUCACUACAGUUGCUGUACAGCUAGCAUUUGAUGUGCAUAAUCAUCAGGGACAAUAUGUCAAUCCAUGAGUCACAAUGAAAUAUGUUGAAAUGCGAUUGAUAGGGAAAACUAGUCGGAGAGAGACCUAUCAGACAUGCGCAUCAGCUAAGAUAUUUAAGGCAAGUGUAAUAUCCCGCUGUAUAAUGAUUACAGGGAUCUUCUAUGUUUAUUAAAAAAUAGAAAAUCUAACGAUGGAUUGCCAAAAAGGAAUGUAUGAAGUGUUGAGCAGGCAAAAAUAGUUUAGAUUUUAUUAUGCGUCCAAAGUUAUGCAUUAUGUUAUGCAUCCAUUUGUUAAAAGGUGUUCAAGUCAUAAUACCAAAUCAUUCAUUUGUGAAUGCGUGUAUGUCUAUGUUGUUGCAUUUUUGUACUUUUUCCAUUUGUCGAUCAUUUCUAAAUGUUUAUACUUGAUUUUCAGACUGCCUUUUGAGUGCUUUAAGAUGUAUUCUUACUGUAAACAGUGAAAGCAUUCUCCAUGGUGUCCUCAAGAUAAGAUGUUUAAGUCUGUGGUUAUGUGCUUGCUCUGUGAAUCAAAGAGAAAAAGAAAUAUAUAAUUUAUGGUGAUCAAAUAUUGUGUGCAUGUGCAAAAACAUUUUUUUUUUUUAAUCAAAAAUAAAUUUGAUAUUUUGUAGAA